Patella vulgata (common limpet) is the source of this 1828-nucleotide messenger RNA. RefSeq names its product endoglucanase E-4. Gene Ontology annotation, molecular function: hydrolase activity, hydrolyzing O-glycosyl compounds; polysaccharide binding. Gene Ontology annotation, biological process: carbohydrate metabolic process. The transcript has 11 exons. The record is from RefSeq and is a predicted model, not a curated record. NCBI's taxonomy places the organism in Eukaryota, Metazoa, Mollusca, Gastropoda, Patellidae. Bases 8 to 1786 code for a protein of 592 amino acids.
GUUUUCGAUGUUCAUCAUACUAAUCGCUGUCACAGUACUGAGCUCACUAGUGAGCGGUGAUACUAACAUUGAAAUAAUUAGGCACUGGGCUGGUGGAUUUAAUGGAAAGUUUUGUGUUCCAAUCAGCAAGGAACUAAAAUCAUGGAAAGCUCACUUAAAAUUUGAUCAACCCAUAGAUAGUGUUGAGGUGUGGUUGGCAGAAUUGACGAAAGUUGGUGAUGGUAAAGAAUAUAUCCUGACUAAUAAAGCUUGGAAUGGAGAAGAACAUGUUGGUGACAAAUUGUGCCUUGAGUUCAUGGGGCAUAUCAAAGAAGAUAUUGUACCUUUGGGUAUUGUUUAUUUAGAAGAAUUAGAACCAUCUGGAUCAACAAAUGCACACACUGUACCCCCACUUACGACCACGCCAGUUCCACAUACAGGUGGUGGUUCACCAACUUUUCACUAUGCCGAGGCUUUGUCCAACUCAAUCUUGUUUUAUGAUGCCCAAAGAUCUGGGAAACUCCCCGCCAACAAUCCUAUUAAAUGGAGAGGCGAUUCUGCUUUAAAUGACGGAUCUGAUGUAGGUCUAGAUCUCAGUGGAGGGUGGUAUGAUGCUGGUGAUCACGUUAAAUUCGGAUUACCCUUGGCGUCAACAACAACAGUGCUUCUAUGGGGCUACCUUCAAUGGCCAGAUGCAUACAAGUCAGCAGGGUUAACAGAUAAAUUUUUCGACAUGAUUAAAUGGCCCCUUGAUUACUACUUAAAGAUUUGGAGACCUGCCCAAAAGGAGCUCUAUGUACAGAUCGGAGAUGGCCAAGAAGAUCACCAUUUCUGGGGAAGAGCAGAGGAUAUGACCAUGAAGAGACCCGCAUAUAAAGUUACAACCAGUAAACCGGGAAGUGACGUAGCUGGGGAAACAGCGGCAUCGUUAGCAGCGGGAUCUAUAGCUUUUAAAUCUAGGGACCCUGCUUACUCUCAGAAGUUGCUUAGCGCAGCAAAAAGUCUGUAUGCAUUUGGCAAGGCAUACCCAGGUAUAUACAGUGCCAGUGUAACGGCAGCAGCUGGUUUCUAUGUAUCCAGUGGAUAUAAGGAUGAAAUGUGUGUUGGUGCUGUGUGGUUGUAUAAAGCUACUCAAGACAAAGCGUAUUUAACAGAUGCUUGGGGUUAUAACACGAAUUCCGGAGCCCCAGGUUUCUCUUGGGAUUCAAAGACAAUAGAAUGUCAGAUAAUGUUAUAUGGCAUCAAACCCUCACCCGUUAUGCAAGACGUGGUUGAAGGAUAUUUUAGAGGUUGGUUACCAACAGGAUCUAUGACCUAUACACCUUGUGGUUUUGCCUGGAAAGAUCAAUGGGGAUCUACUAGAUACAAUGCAAACACAGUUUUGGCAGCGCUUGUGGCUGCUGAUAUGGGACUCCAGACGUUAACUUACAGAAAAUGGGGUAUUGGUCAGAUGGAUUACAUAUUAGGACAAAAUAGUAAAUGCUUUAGUUAUGCCAUUGGCUUUGGUAAAAAAUAUCCACUGAGUCCCCACCACCGAUCAGCAUCAUGUCCAGAUAUUCCCGAGCCAUGCAGCGCAGCAAAUCUGAAAGCUAAAGGACCCAGUCCACAUUUAUUAGUUGGAGCACUUGUUGGAGGACCUGACGCCACAGAUGCUUAUACUGACAACAGAGAAGAUUACGUCCAUAAUGAAGUGGCAUGUGAUUACAAUGCUGGAUUUCAAUCUGCUUUAGCUGGUAUUGUACAUCUGAUUAAUACUAAGAAUUAUCCAGUUCCAGAUCCAUCAAAAUGUCCAUGUAAAGGAUCCUAAUCAUGACGAAAAAUAUUAAAUUGGAAUAAAGAAUUUUUAUCG